Molecule: messenger RNA, 1002 nt
Organism: Manduca sexta (tobacco hornworm)
Lineage: Eukaryota; Metazoa; Arthropoda; Insecta; Lepidoptera; Sphingidae
Product: tigger transposable element-derived protein 4-like
Exons: 2
Coding region: 251-991 (246 amino acids)
Cellular component (GO): nucleus
Molecular function (GO): DNA binding
Source: RefSeq, a predicted model, not a curated record
CUUCCCUUACAGUGACAUGUCGAUUAUUGUGACCCCUUUUUAAUAAAUUAUGUCCGGUUAUAAUGACCGACAUGAUUCUUUACGCCUUCGGUAAUGUUCGAUGAUUCCCGACGACGUUUGUCACGUGGCUCGUUUUUAUUUUGAAUCUCAUUGACGCUUGAAGGUCACGCAUUGUUUUUCGUUUGUCGUUUGUGUUUUUACAAGCUUUUAUUCUUUGUAUCUACAUACAUAUGUAUGUAUUGUGAAAGAAAUGUCAUCUCAACGCCGUAAAGCAUUUACGAUUGAGGAGAAAGGUGCAAUAAUAUGCAGAUUAGAAAAUGGAGAAUCAAACUCAUCUCUCGCAAAGGAAUUUGGCAUGGGUCAUUCGACAAUCUCAAUGAUUUUUAAAAACAAGAACCGCAUUAAGCAAUCUUUCAAUUCAAAUGUUUUGAAACCGAAGAGGCUUCGAAAAUCGCGACGAGAAAAUGUUGAAGCAUUAAUUCAGUGGUUUAAAAUCAUGAGAAACAAAAGAAUUCCUAUCAGCGACCCUAUGCUACAGGAGAAGGCAAAUGUUUUUACCGCGCGUUUUGGUAUUCUUGACUUCAAUUGUUCAGCAAGCUGGAUCAGUCGUUUUAAAGUUCGACAUAACAUUGUGGCGGGAAAAAUUAUUGGUGAAUCUUCGUCUGUUGAUCAAAAUUCAACAACAAACUGGUUGACAUCUGUGUGGCCGAAUCUACGAAGACAAUUUUCUGAUGAUGAGAUAUUUAAUGCUGAUGAAACAGGACUGUUUUACAAAUUAAUGCCAGACAAAACUUUAAAAUUUAAAGGUGAGAAUUGUAGUGGAGGCAAAUUGUCGAAAUAUAGAAUAACUGUCAUGGUAGCAGUUAAUAUGAGUGGCACAGAGAAAAAGAAAUUGCUCAUUAUUGGAAAGUCACAAAAACCAAGAUGUUUUAGCAGUGUCAAAUCAUUACCUGUCGAUUAUGCUAACAAUCGUAGAGCUUGGAUGACGUAAGAACUUUUUGA